AUGGCAAGCGUACCAGACAGUACAACAUACGAUGAAGCCCGGAACGGCGCCGCCGCGUAUCUUCAAUCGAGACUUUCGGCAAAGGAUCAUGUCACCGAUGAGAACUUUGAGAUACCCGUCAUUGAUCUGACUUCCUCAUUUUCUGUCUCUCUUGAAAGCCGUAAAGCAGUCGCAGCCCAAAUUCGACAAACAUGUGAAACCGUUGGGUUCUUCUACAUCACCAACCACCAGAUCCCCGAAGCAGCCUGUAAUGGAAUCUUGCGCCAAGCCGAACGCUUUGUGCACGAGCUCCCGCAGAGUAAGAAGGAAGAGCUACAUCUGAAGAACAACAAGUUCGGCCUGGGGUGGGAGCCAAGUGAAUACACGUCGAUCGCGGGUGACAAAGAAGAGAAAGAGGUGUUCAAUUUUGCGUACGAGGCGGCGCUCGAUCCAACUGGUGGCGAUGGAAAAUACAAAAAUCUGGACGGGUCGACAGAGAAGGCCAACUUGUGGCCGAACGAGCAGGAUUUGCCUGGGUUCUACCAGGGCGUCAAAGAUUACUAUGGCGCUGUACUUAGUCUCGCCCGUCAUUUGUUCCGGCUGUUUGCGCUCUCGCUCAAUCUCCCUGAAGACUACUUUGACUCUAUGACCACACACCCUGGUGGCAUCGCACGACUCCUCUACUACCCACCUCCUAAAACUUCUCUUGCAGAUAACCCUGUACCAACACAAGAAGAGCAGAUUGGGCUCGGCGCUCAUUCGGAUUACGAGUGCUUCACGUUGCUCCUCACUUCCGAGACUCCAGGUCUCGAAGUUUUGAAGCCUUCCGGCCAAUGGCAUAUUGCUUCGCGGGUUCCUGGUGCCCUGAUCGGAAGUGGUAAGACGACCUUACUGAGGCACAUCCUGCAAUCACCGGACCAUGGCUUGCGAAUCGCCGUUAUCGUCAACGACAUGGCAUCGGUGAAUGUCGACGCGAACCUUAUCAGCCGUGGAAACAGCAAGAACAAUAAUGGGGAAAUUCGUGUCAAGGAAAAGAUGAUUCAGAUGGAGAACGGUUGCAUCUGCUGCACGCUCCGCGGCGACUUGCUGGUUGAACUUGCACGCCUUGCUUGGAACGAACAAGGAUUUGACCAUGUGGUCAUAGAAAGCUCUGGCAUCAGCGAGCCACAACAGGUUGCAGAGACUUUUACGACAGAGCUUACUGAGGCAAUGAUCGACGCCGAAGGGAUGGAACCUGAUGAGAAAGAGGUGUUCGCCAGGGUCGCGAAGCUCGGUGGUCUGAAGGCCAUUGCGACCGUCGAUACCAUGGUAACUGUGGUGGACGCCUUCCGCUUCUUUUCCGAAUUCGAUACUGCUGAGUUCCUGCAAGACCGUUUCGGAAGGGACGAGGUACCGGACGAAGACCAGCGGACUAUCUCCGAUCUCUUCGCCGACCAGAUUGAGUUUGCAAACGUUGUCAUCGUCAACAAGAUCGACAGGGCAGACAAAGCAACUCUGGGUCGUGUCAAAGGCUAUAUCAAGUCGCUCAAUCCAAAGGCUAAGAUCAUCGAAUCCAGGUAUUCCAAGGUAGAUAUCCGCGAGAUGCUAAACACGGGAAUUUUCAACUUUGGUGAGGCUGUCGCAAGCGUUGGAUGGCUGCAGUCAUUACAUGAAAUGACAGUCAUGGACGUUCAUGGCAAGAAGCGUAUCGCGCCUAGGCCGGAAACACUGGAGUAUGGCAUCGGAUCUUUUGUUUAUCGCGCCCGAAAGCCAUUCCACCCACUGAAACUAUAUAAACUCAUCGAGGGCAAAUUCAUCCUUUUACAAGAGGAGGCCGAAGAUGUGGAUGACGGCGAAGAUGACGAAGAGGAAGAUGAGAAUGUGGUUGAUGGUUCAUCUGAAUCUGGAAGGGCCAGCGUCUCUGGGGACGAUUCCGAUGAGAUGAGCGAAAACAACGCUGCCCCUCCCAUGGAUGACAAGCAAAUUCUGGCCAACAAGAAGGCAUGUGCUUACUUCAGUGGCUUGCAUCGAAGCAAGGGCAUAUUCUGGCUCGCAACGCGUCCCAAUCAAAUGGGCUCAUGGAGCAGCGCAGGCGCAAUGUUGACGCUCGGAUCUGAGAUGCCAUGGUUCUGCUGCGUAGCUGAAGAAGAGUGGGGCGCCGACGACGAUACAAUAAAGGCCAUCAGGAACGACUUUGAGGGCGAGUGGGGUGACAGGCGACAGGAGAUCGUUUUCAUUGGGGAGAAGAUGGAUGUUGAUGGGUUGACGAAAAAACUCGAUGCAUGCCUACUUACUCGCAGUGAGAUGAAGAAAUGGGAGGAGGUUAUGCACGAUGAGAGAUCAGACGAUGAUGAGAAGGAAGAGACUCUGCAGGAGAUUUGGGACGAUGCUUAUUGGGCCGAAUGGCCACGUGCGCAAGAUGAAGAGGAGCAUGAUCACGCUCACCAUCAUGGCCACAAGCACUGA
This is a messenger RNA of Alternaria burnsii, 2424 nucleotides long. RefSeq lists its product as uncharacterized. The coding region runs from base 1 to 2424 and encodes 807 amino acids. Lineage: Eukaryota; Fungi; Ascomycota; Dothideomycetes; Pleosporales; Pleosporaceae. The record is from RefSeq and is a predicted model, not a curated record. The transcript has 9 exons.